ACAAGACAUCACCGCUGUUAUGGCUCAGACAGAGGUCGCCCCCGCCGCCAGCAAGCAAGCCAAAGGCGCCCCAUCCAGUGCCAAGAAGUCCAAGAAGAAGAAGAACCAGCCGGGCAAGUACAGCCAGCUGGUGGUGGACAGCAUCCGCAAGCUGGGCGAGAGGAACGGCUCUUCCCUGGCCAAGAUCUACAGCGAGGCCAAGAAGGUGUCCUGGUUCGACCAGCAGAACGGCCGCACCUACCUGAAGUACUCGGUGAAGGCCCUGGUCCAGAACGACACCCUCCUGCAGGUCAAGGGGAUCGGUGCCAACGGCAGCUUCCGACUCAACAAGAAGAAGUUGGAGGGGCUGGCAGUGCCCAAAAGAGCUUCAUCCGCCAAGCCCGCGGCCAAGAAGCCGGCCAGCACCCCCAAGAAGACCGUCGCCGCCAAAAAUGCCAAGCCCGCCGCCAAGAAAGCCAGCCCAAAGCCGGCCGCCAAGAGCCCCAAGAAAGCCGCCAAGAGCCCCAAGAAAGCCACGAAGAAGGCGACCAAGCCCAAGGCUCUGAAAGCCAAGAAGGCCAAAUAGACU
Molecule: messenger RNA, 568 nt
Organism: Nanorana parkeri
Lineage: Eukaryota; Metazoa; Chordata; Amphibia; Anura; Dicroglossidae
Product: histone H1x-like
Exons: 1
Coding region: 20-565 (181 amino acids)
Biological process (GO): nucleosome assembly
Cellular component (GO): nucleosome
Molecular function (GO): structural constituent of chromatin; DNA binding
Source: RefSeq, a predicted model, not a curated record